AUGCCUUACGGUACACAAAACCAAUACACCGAACCACCACCAGCUUAUGCACAAGUACCUCAUGUUGGAACUUCAGCAGCAGCUCGUGAACCUUUAUUGGACAGAGAGGUAGGUGACGAUGAUGUACCAGACGAUUUUAAAUAUGGAGUAUCAGUUAGCGAAUGUGAUCUUAGUGUUCGAAUGGCAUUCGUGCGUAAAGUUUAUUCCAUCUUGUUUGUGCAAAUAUUGUUUACAACGAUUAUGGCAGCUUUUACGAUGUAUAAUGACAAUUUCAAGACCUGGGUUCAGUCAAAUUUUAGUACAAUUCUUAUUCUGUUUGGUUUGAUAUGGAAACGUCGUUCUUAUCCAACAAAUUUCAUAUUAUUAUCUACAUUUACACUUGCUGAAGCCUACACUGUUGGAACUUUUGUUACUUUUUUUGAAACCGAAUUGGUUUUGCAAGCAUUUCUUAUAACUGUUGGAUUAUUUUUGGGUCUUACAUUGUUCACUUUUCAGUCAAAAUAUGAUUUUAGUGGAUUGUUGCCAUUCAUUGUUUCAUUAUUCUUUCCAUUCAAUGGAAUCUUUGAUUUGAUUAUUGCGUCAGCAACAGCUAUAAUAUUUUGUGGGUUUAUUAUUUAUGAUACUGAUCAAAUCACAAAAAGACUUAGCCCCGAAGAAUAUAUUAUUGCAUCGGUUGAUCUUUAUCUUGAUUUUAUUAAUCUUUUUAUUUCCAUUCUAAGAAUCUUGAAAGAUGUUAAUAGUAAUUAA
Entrophospora candida is the source of this 747-nucleotide messenger RNA. The record is from the annotation of a GenBank genome assembly. Lineage: Eukaryota; Fungi; Glomeromycota; Glomeromycetes; Entrophosporales; Entrophosporaceae.